UGCCCUCCACUUCGCUCUCCCAAGUCGGUGGGCUGCCGGCGGCGGACUUUCUGGGCACUUUUGGGGAGGCCCCCGCUUUUCGGAUCAAACUGCUAUGAAUUUGCCAUUAUGAUGAUAGAUUGCAUUGUGGGUGUCAAUUUAAAGUGACGGCCAUAUUUGCCGGUGCUGCUGUAAACAACAAAAAGUGUCUGAGAGAGACAGAGACGCUUCAGUGAAUUUCAGGACAUUUUCAUUUCUUUAAUUUAUAAUGUCUCUGGGAAUGUCUUAUAAACCCAACCUCCACGCGCACAUUCCUGGGACGGCCGUGAACCAGGUCGGAAAUGUCCAUUCUCCUUCUACAAGCCUAGGCGUUUCAGCGCAGUCCUACAGACCUUUGGUGAAUGAUUACGGACCACCAUCUCUGGGUUUUUCACAGGGGAACAGCGGUAACCAAGUACCUCAGAGUAAAUAUGCAGAACUCUUAGCAAUUAUUGAAGAGCUAGGCAAAGAAAUUAGGCCCACAUAUGCAGGGAGCAAGAGUGCCAUGGAGCGGUUAAAACGAGGUAUAAUCCAUGCAAGAGGAUUAGUACGGGAGUGCUUGGCAGAAACUGAAAGGAAUGCAAGAUCAUAGCUAAUUCUUACAAUAUUUGAAACUUAAAACAACAA
This is a messenger RNA of Polypterus senegalus (gray bichir), 645 nucleotides long. Its product is annotated as cyclin-dependent kinase 2-associated protein 1. Gene Ontology annotation, cellular component: cytoplasm; nucleus. The record is from RefSeq and is a predicted model, not a curated record. The coding region runs from base 248 to 610 and encodes 120 amino acids. NCBI's taxonomy places the organism in Eukaryota, Metazoa, Chordata, Cladistia, Polypteriformes, Polypteridae. The transcript is spliced from 4 exons.